Molecule: messenger RNA, 327 nt
Organism: Sparassis crispa
Lineage: Eukaryota; Fungi; Basidiomycota; Agaricomycetes; Polyporales; Sparassidaceae
Product: FK506-binding protein
Exons: 6
Coding region: 1-327 (108 amino acids)
Molecular function (GO): peptidyl-prolyl cis-trans isomerase activity
Source: RefSeq, a predicted model, not a curated record
AUGGGUGUCACAGUAGACGUUCUUCAGCCCGGCGAUGGUGUCACCUUUCCCCGCAAGGGCGAUAUUGUCACAAUGCAUUAUGUUGGGACCUUGUUGGACGGCCGGAAGUUUGACUCCAGCAGAGAUCGGGGUCAGCCAUUCGAGACAGAGAUCGGCGUCGGCAAGGUCAUCAAAGGGUGGGACGAAGGCGUACCACAACUAUCGUUGGGCGAAAAAGCGAUCCUCACCGCGACACCCGAUUAUGCAUAUGGCGCGCGGGGUUUCCCACCUGUCAUUCCCCCGAAUUCGACACUGAAGUUCGAGGUCGAGUUACUCAAAAUCAAUUGA